Messenger RNA from Porites evermanni, 871 nucleotides. NCBI's taxonomy places the organism in Eukaryota, Metazoa, Cnidaria, Anthozoa, Scleractinia, Poritidae. The record is from the annotation of a GenBank genome assembly.
AUGUUCCAUGUUGUGGAUCUUUAUUCGUCCUUACCGCGUGAGGCCAAGAAUAAGGGCUAUUUGAGGAGGAACAACAUUGCACGAGUGCUUGGGGGUAAGCUUACAAGAGAUACUUAUUGAAGGGGUAAACGUGGUGUUGAAAGCGAAAAAAGUGAAAUCAGUAUUCAAUUUAAAAAAACUUUUAAAAGUGUACCUAUUGUUUUGGAGUCUGAAAACAUUAGCCGCGUUUGCAAAUUGCACUUGUAAAAGUUUUAUUAAAUUGACCCCUGUUUCUUAUACUUUCAUUAACUUCAUUACGAGUUUACUCAUAGUUUUUAGUAUUUUUUUGGCGAACAACAUCUGGGAAAAAUGUAUUAGUGCAGACAUAUAACCUUGCUCUAUGUAUUCUUUGGUGAUUUAUUCCUUCAUCUUUGAAUUCUACUUGUAAAUACUUCAUGAGAUUCAGAAGGACAACAACUGUGAAGGAUGAGAAACCUUCGCCAAAACAAACUUCGAAAUUUGAAAAUAAAUAAAAAACUAUAAACUGUUGGUACUGCGUGCCUCACGCCGUCCCUUCCCUUUAUCCACCGUGAAUAAUAUCUUACAUUAAUAAAGUUCCUUUGAACUUCAGGAUUUCAUUUUCUUUCCUUUUUUCUUGUAAGCGGAGAGAUUGUCUCCAGAAAAGCCUCGGGAUGUCAAAAUUGACAUUGAAGAUGGACUUGUGGAAGGUAGAAAAAGACGGCGCGCUCAGAGUCCAGUUAGUUCCGACAAGAGAAAGUCAGGGGCAAGCCGUAGCACCACUGAGGCAACAGCCACUCCUGAGCAGGAGGAUGCGCCAACUGUUAUACCGCUGAGCACAGUGAUCGGCGUCGUGACCUUACCUCGAGUGAAA